Messenger RNA from Phytomonas sp. EM1, 1047 nucleotides. The record is from the annotation of a GenBank genome assembly. Lineage: Eukaryota; Euglenozoa; Kinetoplastea; Trypanosomatida; Trypanosomatidae.
AUGCUCUUUUGCAGCCUAAAGAGGUGUAGUAGUGGCAAGCAGUGGGCGCAGCGACAGUCGCUCGAUCCGUUCGUUGUAGAGGCAAGACGAAAGGGCUAUGUCGCCCGUAGCGCCUUUAAAUUACUCGACCUUGAUGAUCGCUAUGGGUUGUUUCAUAGAAAAAAGACACGCGCCGUGGUUGACCUGGGUUGUAGCCCAGGUGGGUGGUGCCAAGUAAUUCGUGAGCGCACAGGCGAUGCUUGCAUGAUUUUUGGUGUGGACCUUCUUAAUGUCAAAGCAAAUGUGCCAAAUGCGGUGUUUGUGCAGGGUGAUUUUAACUCUAUCGAGGUGCGGAGAAAGCUGCUGGAGCAUCUGGAUAGACAUCAGCUUUUGUCAGUAAACGUGAACCAUUUCUCCGAAGACACAACUACUAAUGACGCCCAAGGGCACAAUAAAAAUAUCCGCCGAAGUGGUGGCAUGGUGGACGUGGUUGUAUCCGACAUGUGCCCUAAUCGAGAAGGCGGCGCACAGGAUCGGCAUCGGAUCAGCGCUCUGGAUAUGCUUGCACUCAACUUUAGUCUGCCCCUCCUCAAAGAGGGUGGGCAUUUCGUCUGUAAGGUGCUUGGUAGCCCCGCUUCCUACGAGGAUCUCCACAAAAUAAUGCAUCUCGCGUUUCUGCAGGUUUAUAUUACCAAACCGUCUGCAAGUCGUGGGCAUAGCGAUGAAUCAUUUCUGGUAGGCUAUUCCAUGCUCGGGGAAUCGAGAUCUAUAAAUUUUAGUCUGAACGGCGCCGCGCGUCCAGGUGAAAGACGUUACGGGUUGGAUGAUUGGCCUGGCUCCGCACGUACGCAGCAGUACAGAAAUCGCAAAGAGAAACGGUAAAAGUCACUUUCUCGGUUGCUAUUUUUCCUUUUAUAAGGGUGCCAAAGAAUUCAGUGAUAGAAGCCGUAAGACUCGGCAGAAGUCUCCUAUAAUUCAUAUCGUUGUGUAUCUGGAGAAAGCUUUUCACUUGUCUCGCACAAAUUGCAGUUUUCCCCUAAAUAGAAAGUCAAGAGGUAAAUAAAAAAA